AUGCAAGUCCUAUUAAUUUGUUUAUUAUUGAUGUCAGUAUUAGUCUUUUCAAUCACGUCGAGCCCGAUAGAUCUUUUAAAUAAGCGAGGAACACAGCAGUUCCUAAAAUUGGUUACAUAUGAUAGACCAGUAGAAAGUGCAAACAAUCAUCAAACAAAUUCUGUUAUUCAUACAGUUAUUUAUUCACGAGGUAUUAGUGGUAUCGAUCAAAAAAGUUUAGAGAUUCUAUCAUCAAAAACAAGUCGAUUAGAAACAAAAUUAUAUAAAGGUUAUUUAGGAUUUGGUGGUCAGAUUCUAGCAAAAUUUGCUUAUGGCUUAGAUGAAUCAAAAAUAUGGUCGAUUAAUGUAAUAGUCGACGAUAUGUGGAAUAAUUUGGUACCACCCAAUUAUCGAACUAGUGUGUCAACAGUUUUUUACACUUGGUAUUGUGCCGGUGGUUUUUUUCAUAUUCAAACGACAGAAGUUAACGUUGCAGUAGGCAUUGCACUGAAAAAACCAGCAGAAACACAAACAGCAAUGGUCACAAGUCCUACAACAACUGAUUUUACUAGAACAUUUCUACAGAAUUUGGCACCAUUAUUUACAAUAAAUCGUGUUGUUCAUCCUCGUGGACGACUAAAACAAAGCAGAGAACAUACACGGUUUUACAAAACACAUAUUGGAGAUGGUGGCAAAACAACAAUAGUUAGAACCAAAUCAAAACGUCUUCAACAACGUCCACUGUCAACUAAAGCAGCCAAAAUUUUAAUGAAAGACGAUGGUGAGUUAGGAGGACAUUUAGUAACACCACUACUACCACCAAAAACAGAAUCAACAACACUCACUGGAGCAACAAUAGCGAAAACUACAGCAGCAGGAGAAGUAGGAACAUUAUCUAGUCCAUAA
Molecule: messenger RNA, 885 nt
Organism: Didymodactylos carnosus
Lineage: Eukaryota; Metazoa; Rotifera; Eurotatoria; Philodinida; Philodinidae
Source: the annotation of a GenBank genome assembly